UAUUUAGCAUAUAGAAUACAACAAGACAACAGUGUUCCAUUCUUGGAUUGACGGUGUUCUUAAUUAUUGUUAUUCAAAUUCAACUUAAACUCAGUCGUUUAACUUUUCUUUAAAGUAUAAUUGCUCGGAAUCAGUCACUUCAAUUGUUUUUCAUUUAAAAGUUAUUUCCAUGAAGAGUGCGGGUUUUAGUAAUUAGAUAAUCGCUUAAAACAAAACAUUACUAUAAAAGAUUGAAUGGAUACAUAACGUCGUCACAACGUAACACAAAAAAAUACAUCGAAAAUUUCGCAACAUGUGCUCAUGGUCAACCAAUAAGAAAGAAAUGUUUUUGUAUUACUAAAGUGCAAAUAAUUAACAAAAUAUAGAAAUUAAAUGGUGGUGUGUUCGUGGGCUUGAAUAUAAUUUAAAAAAAUAAUUGCCUCCUGAAUUGUACAGCAUAUAUGAACAAUUAGAGAAAAAUGUGUGUAACAUACUUGGAACAGUGAACAAAAAUAAAAAAUGCAAAUGAAAUUGAAAAUGAUAAUGUGGACAACAGAAGUAAUAUGCACCCUUUAAGUAAUACCAUGGAGCAACACAAUCUACAAAAUCCAGGUGACAUAAUGGGGGAUGUUAAACAGGAACAAUAUGGUUCGACGCAUUCGUUGGACAAUGCUGAACGCAAAAGUAUGGUGUGCAUUCAGAAUGAACUCACCCAAAUGUCAAAUCCCUAUCCGGCGAACGAGAAGCCAUACACCAAAAAUGCCACAGAUAGCAGCAGCGUGGAGCGUCCGUGCCCGAGUCGUUGGCCGGCUGGAUCCGGAUUUGCUCAGCCCGGAAAAUCAACGGGAUUCUUCGACAAUUUCCUGGGAUGCAUGCGUCCGAUAUUCUCCAUACUAAUUGAGAAAUCGUCGGUGAAUGAUAUGACCAGCAAAAUGGAACAGUGGGAGAUUCCUUUCGAGAGCAUAACUGAUUUGGAAUGGUUGGGAUCAGGUGCACAGGGCACGGUUUUCAGUGGUAAAUUAAAAAAUGAAAUUGUGGCCGUGAAAAAGGUGAGAGAUUUAAAGGAAACGGAUAUCAAACACUUGCGGAAAUUGGACCAUGAGAAUAUAAUAAAGUUUAAAGGCGUUUGCACUCAAGCACCGGUAUUUUGCAUAAUUAUGGAAUUUUGUCCAUAUGGGCCAUUGCAGACGAUUUUGAAGGAUGAAGAAGUUGUACAGCCACAACGGAUCGUUUCAUGGGCUAAGCAAAUUGCGCUUGGCAUGCAAUAUUUGCAUACUCACAAGAUUAUACAUAGAGAUUUGAAGAGCCCAAACAUCCUAAUUGGAAUUAAUGAAAUUGUUAAAAUCAGCGACUUUGGUACGAGUCGCGAAUGGAAUGAAAUAAGUACCAAAAUGAGUUUCGCAGGUACGGUAGCAUGGAUGGCACCAGAAGUAAUUCGUAACGAACCAUGCUCCGAAAAAGUGGAUAUCUGGUCAUUUGGUGUAGUUUUGUGGGAAAUGCUAACCUGCGAAAUUCCGUACAAGGAUGCUGAUUCAUCCGCUAUUAUUUGGGGCGUUGGUAAUAAUACUAUGAAGCUGCCCAUACCAGAAACGUGCCCGGAGGGAUUUCGUAUUCUAAUUGAGCUGUGCUGGAAAGUCAAACCAAAAAAUCGUCCAUCGUUUAAAAUCAUUCUCAGCCACUUGGAAAUCGCCUCGCCUCAAUUGCUGAAACAAACCGACAAGCAAUAUUUUGAGAAUCAAAAAUCGUGGAAAAAAGAAAUCAAAACGCAUAUGCAGCAAAUGACUCAGAAUGGUACAAAUAUCCAUAAAUUCGAACAGGAACUAAUUCGAAAGCGAACGGCCGAAUGGAAACACGCCAAGGACAUCCGAAUGGCCUACGAAAAUAAAUUGGAGAAAACCAACGAACUUUUUUUGGAACUCAGCGAAUGGAUGAUGUGCUUACAGGAGCGAGAAAGGGAACUCAACGAACUUGAACGUAAAAUCCCAAAAGUGUCUAAGAAAAUGGCAACCACGUUCGGCAAAAUGCAACUACGUCGAUUCGCUUCGAAUGCUUUGGUCAAAUCGUCGCCAGAUCACAAAUCAUCAACCACUAGCCCAGUGGACACAACACCGGACAGUCCCGUCAAGGCCACGCUGUACACAUCGCUAGACAAAUCAUCUCAGCCAAAAUCAAUUGCCAUCGUCAGUCAUCAGAAACACAAGAAAUUACGACAUCGUCGAAAUGGCUCUGGCGGUGGUGGUUUUGCGAUACCACAAGCGAGUCCUGUUCGCGAUCGUCGUUAUCAGAGUGAACCGGAAAAUCGUAAAAUCAAAUUAGUAGACACGGAAACCCAAACCGAUACGAUGGACAUCAGCGAAACAGAUGCCAGUCCGAGUGCAUUUGCAGCAUCACGCGAACUGUCAAUGUGCCUCAGGGACACCGAAUUGGGCGGUAUGAUUAACUCGGCUAUUGUCAAUGAGGAGUACACUAUGCGCGACGAAAAUAAUUCGUCGAACGGAAAUUUGAUGAGUCGCAGUGACAUUACGUAUCAGGACGCCUGUUCCAGUCCGGACCAACUGGAUGAUGCCGAUGCCAUGAAUAGCAAUGAACGGUUGAAUAUACGUGACUGCAGUGAUGAUGAUAAUUUGGAGCAACUGGGACGUAAAGUCAGUGAAUUUAUAACUGAAAAUCGUCUGUCGAUUCAAUCGAAUCAUUCGGAUAAUGGUAACAAUUUGGUCGACGGUGGACUGACUUAUGACAUAACUCCCAGCCGACGUGGAUUCGUAUCGAUCAACAACGAAAAAGAAGUGACGCUCAUUCGGUGCGGAGGAAGCAACAAGAAAAUUGUCAGCAUUUACAAAGCGAAAGAUGAUCGAUGUGAUGAUAGUUGGACUGAUGAAGAGGGGGAAGAUACUGAUCACAAUUACUCAUUGAGAAGAAAAAGUUUUGCUCGUCAGCCGAUUGGACGUGGUGUUCGUGCUCGAAAAUAUAAAUCUCAGUACUCAAACACUCCAGCCGCCAUUCAUAGACGCUCGAACAAUGCAUUAGCCUCCGAUGAAGAAAACACAUCCGAAUACAGCCAUCCACCUUCCAGCCAACACUCGACAUUGGAAAGCAAUCCGGAUGUUGCCGAAUGCAUUAAAGUCAUAAACCAUCACACCAACGACAAUUUCAGCGAUUCGAGUAGCGGAUCGGAAUCGGACAACGACGUUGGACAUAUUGAUGGAUCGAUAGCCGUAACACCGUUCCAGCGAGACAGCUUAGCUGAAGAGUCCGCUACGGUGGCCGUACAGGCAUAAUGUAAAGGUACUUAUCGAAAGAUGUUAUUAACGCGCUUGGGUAGUUUCAAAUAACAAUUUAUUUUGAUAAAGAAGAAUAGAUAUGAAAUUUGGGAUAGUGAAACAUAAAGAAACCCGAAAAAGUGGAACCACUUAGCGUCAUGAACUCUAAUGUUUUCGCUGAAAAAAUUAAUAUUCUUCCAUUCGUAACAUUCCUCAAUUUAAAUAAACAAUGAAACUCUUGACUUCAGUUUGUGUUUCUAUGUUAGGCUCUUUUCGAUUCAGUCGCAGAUUCAUGUUCGAUUAAACCCGUUUCACCUGCGAAUUUCCAAACGAAUGAACUGUAAAAUGCACAUUCAAACGACAACUGUAUCGCGCCAAAAAUUGAUGCAGGUGUACUUGGGCCCUGCCAAAAGACUACUAAACGAUCAAAAUAUGAAUCCUAUCAAAUACUCAGAUAAUCAUUUCAAUAAAUCAAUCUUAACCUUUUAGAAAUGGCAAAUGGUGCCUGUUUAUACCUGUUCUAAUCGUUUACUUUUCUUGUCAGAAGUAUCGCCUAGUGUUUGACUCAACGUCUUGUACUUCAUUUCUUUUUAACGUUCAUAAUUAUAAGAGCUAUGAUCAAUAGUUUAUCGCUUAUUUCUCGUUGGUAUCGAUAACAGAUGAUUAGCCGUUUCUAAGACCUUAAUUAUGAUGAACCCAUUCGAACAUACAGAGUAGAAGCAUAGUCUUAUCAGCUAAAUGCUUUUAUUGAAUUCUAAAUUUACAACAAACUGUAGAAAACUACCGGUAUUUCAUAAGUCAUAAAGUUGAGUCGGUCUAGAAGUUCGUUUGUCCGUCCACACAUUGAAAAUAGAUUUUUUUUUUCUUAAUUAUUCGUCUUCAACAGUAACUGGUUGUAUGGGAAUUCUUUACUAUCGAUAAGACAUAGAAUCCAUAUUAUGUAUAGUGGGUAAAGAAUGAAAACCAUAAUAUUUUUCGCGUUUAGGCUAGAAGUACUAGGCCGCCUAAGACAUCAUACUUUAAAAAAAAAUCACCAAAUAAAGGAGGAAAGUUUUAAAGACUUGUGCUUAUUUUGCGAGCGAUUUUACAUGGAAAGGAGAUGAAUCAUUUUGCUGACUUACAUGAGAUUAACGUAGUCAUUUUAAAAAUUAACCAGGAAAGAAUUUCGUUAAGUAUUGACACGGUGCAAUUAUUUCACAUAACACUCAUCUGGCGAACAUUAGAAAAUGUUCAAAUAUUAAAUUAAGACGGACUUCAUAUUAAGUUGCACUCCAAUUAUCAAAAUAUUUAGGGUUUUCCCAGUUGAACUAAAUUUUGAAAACCGUAGUUUCAAUCCGUCUGCGUAAGAGAACUAAAGUGAAUUCAACAACGAAGUGAAUUGAUUUUAUGCGACUAAUUUAUUGUUCUGAUUUACCUUUUGAAGUGGAUCACGACGUAAUUAUUAAUUCUGUUAGGUCGCUAGAGAGCUCAUCGCAUUUCUUUGUCAUCGACAACAGAUGACUAGCCGUUUAAAAUAGAGUUUUACUAGGCCACAAUUAUGUCUCUUGUUGUCACAAAAAUUUAAAGCUAACUUUCGUAAAAAUAAAACAAGAAAAUAUUUAUAAAAGUUCAUCAUUCAACUAAUAUUUAAAACAUUUUGUUCAUGAUCCAUACCAAUAGGCAAAAAAAAUAAAUUAUUUGUUCUAUUGACAUUCAACGUUUUAUAAUUUUCGUCCAUUUGUGUUAUUAGAUUUUAAUUUAAUUUUUUAUUUUUAAUAAUUUUUUUAUACGAAAUUUAUAAAGUGCAAUUUUCGUCAAUUUAUUUUCAACAACGAAUAUCAUUUCCAUUUCGAUUUCGAAUAGAUCUUUUACCAACAAUUUAUUUUUAUCGAGAUUUUUUUUAUUUAAUUUUGUAAAGAGAAAUAUUUUUUUUUUGCAUUUCUUCGGAAGAUGUAUUUAUCGUUACAUUUUGUCGUGUAAAUAUCAACAAAAAAAAUAAAUAAAAAAUAAUAAUAGAACAGACCUGUACGAUUGUGUGACCAUUAAAUUCCCAAAAAUGUAAAUUUGAAUUGGUCUUUUGGAUUUACAUUUAACGGAAUUUUCAACCGUUUUUUCCCCCCUUUUACACAGUCACACUCAUAAAGUCAUAAAGUUAUAUACUGCAAUUCGAUCGAAGCAGUGAACAAUAGUAUUUUAAAUUACGAGAGGCGAAAAACGGUUUUUAAAAAUUCGAGUUUCCAUUUUGUGCACAAAUUGUAAUAGUGAAGAUCGAACUGUCGUAUAUAAGAUCUUGUUCCUAAUUUCUACCUUAAGUGGAAUUUUGAAGUGAACCUCGACUCACACAUUACACAAAAUUUUUCCAUUAAAACACAUCUCGGGAAAAUAACUAUUUUUCACUAAUAUGUUAUAAGUCAAAAUACGUUUUUUUUAAUAUACACAAUUCGUGCGGGUCUAAUUAAAUUUAAAAAAAAUAAAAUAAAGUGAAACUUGAGACUUAUUUCAAUAAAACAAAGAUAUGAUAAGUAAGUGUAUUUAUAAGGAAAGUUUAAAUGAAAUGAAGGAAAAUUACAAAUUAUAAUUAAAGAGAGAAAAAUAAAUUAGUAAAAUAUUUCAAUAAAAACUCAAUGAAUUUCCUUCGAAAAUUAACACUGUGUGUCACACAUGUUUUUUCAGCUUUGAGAAAUGGCUGAACAAAGUAAAAGAGAGAAUUAAUAAAAAAAAGAAAAAUUUAAAUUUUGUUAAAUAUUUGAUUGUAGAAAAUAAUUGGCAAUUGACAAACUAAUUAAGAAUUAAAAUCAUAGUGGUCUUCUAUGUGGUACCUGCUUACUUAAAAACAAACAGAGAAAUAAACAAAAAAAAAAAAAUUAAAGAAAAUUUUUAAUUAAAUAAACAAAAAAAAUGCUGCCUUCAUGUAUGUACGUCAAAUAAUUUUUAAGUCAACGAAACAAAGUAAAAAUAGUAUUAGAUCCUGAUAUAAUUAAAUGAAGAAAACAGAAAUUAAUUUUGAAAUGAAAAAUAAAAUGAAAUUUAGAUCAUUGAACUGUACAGCACAUUACACCCUUUUUUGAUAAUUUUUGUUUUACAAGUCUGGAGAAUAUUUAAUUUGGUGUAGCAAAACAAAAUUUCUAGAUUAAAAAAAGUUCUUGUUUUUAGUGACCUUGACCUGGAAAUUAAAAAAAAAAAACAUUGAGACAAAGAAGCAUUUUUUUACAUUUAUUUUUGGAGAUACCACAAACUUGACACCAAUAAUGAUAUUAAUCUCUUGUUUAAAAUGUAAAAUUUAAGAUAAAUUAGCAAUUAGGAGUUAAGUCCCAAUUCAUUGUAUAAUAAGUUGUCUUGUUUAAGAGUAAAAUACAAACCCCGCAAUAAGAAAACACAAAAA
Bradysia coprophila is the source of this 6600-nucleotide messenger RNA. It is a transcript of the gene wnd, whose product is annotated as Mitogen-activated protein kinase kinase kinase 13 wallenda. Gene Ontology annotation, cellular component: cytoplasm. The record is from RefSeq and is a predicted model, not a curated record. Lineage: Eukaryota; Metazoa; Arthropoda; Insecta; Diptera; Sciaridae. Gene Ontology annotation, molecular function: protein serine/threonine kinase activity; ATP binding. Gene Ontology annotation, biological process: protein phosphorylation.